CUGCAUGUAUUAUAGGGAUUUGUCAUUCGUAUUCACUCUCAUUCUAAUUUUUUUUUCCACGGUGUUAGGUGUUUUAAUAUCUCCCACUUCGAAUUCAUUCCAAGGUUGUUUGGAUAGAAAUAAAGCGAAGCCAUAAAAUAAAAUCAUUAAUCAGCGGCAGCGGAUACAACAAAUAAAUGUUGACAUAUUGUGCAAGUUUUGUUUACUUGGUUAUUGCCUACAAUAAUAUUUGCUCACUGAUUAGCGAAAAAAAUCGCACAUGGUAGAGUUCAGUCCACAAACAACUGUUGACCCAAAUAGUGUGAGAUUUACCUUAAAAUGGUUGACCAAAAAAUCAAAGAGUGGGUACAGUUAGCCCUUAAAGAUGAAGACAUACACGACUUUUCUGUUAUCACCAAUGGAACAACUGAUAAGGCUGACGGUUACCUGGGCGAUAUUUUUUUUAUCACCGCAGCAGGUAAAACGAAAAACGGAAAAAAUGAAACAAUUGAUUUGGUAAUUAAAGCAUCUAAAGACAGUAUAACACUACGAGAACAGACUCCAGUCCGUGAAUCUUUUGAGAAAGAAAUUUUUAUCUACGACCGCGUCCUACCAUCAUUUAAAAAAUUACAAGAAGAAAAAGGUGCCUCAGGUUUACUGGACUACAUACCGCUAUGUUACGCUACUAAAGUGGUCGACAAUAGCGAAAUACUAGUCUUGGAAGAUUUAAAAAGCCAAAAUUACAGUACAUGUGACAAAAAAAAGGCGAUGACUUUUGAACAUGUUGAGUUGGUCUUGCAAGCGUAUGGGAAAUGGCAUGCAUUUUCGUUUGCUUUGAGGAAAGAAAAACCGGAGCUUUUUGCAGAACUUACAAAAAAUAACGUCAAUAUGCUAUGUUACUGGUUCGAAACAACCAAAAUGAUUGAUCUUCUGUUAGAUAUUUUUGAAAAAGCAAGAGAUGGCUGCAUUUCGUCAGAUAACGAAGAAAUUCUCAACGCUGUAAACUUUUCCAUAAACGAUGCCAACUACAUUUUUAAGGGUUUGUUUGAUGAGGAUCCAGAUUACAGAAUUAUUUCGCAUGGAGACUGCUGGAAUGGCAACUUCAUGUUUAAAUAUGACAACGACAAUUUAAAACCAGUUGGUGUUCAAGUCUUGGACUGGCAAUGUGCAGGUCUCUCCUCGCCUGUAAUGGAUUUAUCGCAUUUUUUGUAUGCUUGUUGCAAUACAGGAGAACACAAAGAUAUAUCUGAAAUGUUAAAAAUUUACUAUGAUAGUUUUAGUAAAUGUCUAGAGUCUUUACAUUUAGUACCAGAAGAGCUUUUUUCUUAUGCCAAGUUAGUGGAACACUGGAAGCGAUUUUCUCAAUAUGGGAUCCUAUUGCAAGGUUUUGCUUUAAAAUUUACGUUAUGUGACCCCAAUGAUGCUCCAGAUUUUGUUGAAGCGGCGGAAGGUGGGAAAGAGUUUCUAGACAAUUUUAAUAUUGAGAUUUCAAACAAGGAAGUGUUUUAUAAAAGAGUAAAAGAUAAUUUACUGCAUUAUGUAAAAAGUUUAAAAUUAUCUGAAACAGUAGGCGUCAUUUAAUUACAAUGAAAGAGCAAUGAUUGUAUUAUUUUUGAUAUCAAUAAAUCAUAAAAUCUA
Molecule: messenger RNA, 1617 nt
Organism: Zophobas morio
Lineage: Eukaryota; Metazoa; Arthropoda; Insecta; Coleoptera; Tenebrionidae
Exons: 3
Coding region: 319-1560 (413 amino acids)
Source: RefSeq, a predicted model, not a curated record